Messenger RNA from Phaedon cochleariae (mustard beetle), 1488 nucleotides. NCBI's taxonomy places the organism in Eukaryota, Metazoa, Arthropoda, Insecta, Coleoptera, Chrysomelidae. The record is from the annotation of a GenBank genome assembly.
AUGUGGCUGUUGUCGAUAACUUUGUUACUAUCCAUUUUUUGCCAUUAUGCACAAUGUGAAGCAACCCUAGAUGAUAAAUAUUAUUUGGGAAGAGGGUGGAUGUCUUAUACCCAUGCAGUACAAACAUGUCAAUCGAGAUCAAUGAAACUGGUCAGCAUAGAAAAUAAAGAGAAAAACGACGAAAUUUCAGAACUAAUGAGACAGAAAGAUAUCCGUGAAUCUUGCUGGGUAUCCGGAAGAACCUUGCCAGACAGACGUACAUGGGUGUGGCUAGACGGAACACCAUUCAAAUACCAGAACUGGAAUCCGAGGAGGAUUCGCUAUGGUCACUAUCUGACUGACAAUUGCCUAACGGUCGCUAGGCAACAAGGGGAUCUAUAUUGGGACGAUCAGAUCUGCCACAAUUUACGCUGCUAUAUAUGCGAGUAUCCCUCAACCCCUUGCAACCAACAACGGAUCAAAAUUAGAAUUGACGAUCAUUUGAACGCUACCUCCAAGAAUGCCAGGAAUGCCAGGAUAGCUAGAAGAAAGGAGUUUUCAAUCAGCUCCAACAUAAGGAUACGAGACACAGCCUCGAGACUUUGUCAAAGUAUGGAUAUGGAGCUAGCGAACAUCUAUAAUGAAAUAGAGAAUAAUGACAUGGAUAAACUAUUAAACGGCUCUGGUGUCUCCUUCUGGUCGUCUGGUUAUAGAACCUCGGCUACGGAUUAUUGGAAAUGGUCUCCCGAGAAGAACGUAACGUUCACCAGCUGGCAGCGCGGCGAGCCCAAUAACGCCAACUACCAAAGGAACGAAUUCUGCAUUCGAGUCAGAAGCAGCGGCGGUAUGAACUGGUACGACCAGUCAUGCUCAGACAGUUAUCGGUUCAUAUGCCAGAGAAUCGUUCCCAAGGUGGACAUCCUUGUUAAUGGGAACAAUGUGGUGAAACAGGAAGAUACCGUCAUGGUGCCGGCUCAGUUCAAACCAUUCCAAGUGAUUGUCGAUUUCACGUCAGCCCCUCCUACUGACACACGUGAUCAUAUCGACUGGGAUUAUUUCAUAAGUGAAGAUAAAGUAAACCAAUCAGAUGCAAAGAAGGCCUGUGAAAAACGAUCUCAGCACCUUCUGACUAUUGAAAACAAGGAAAAGAAUGAAUUGGUAUUCAAAUUGUUGGAGAAGCAUCAGGUACCGGGUGUUUACUGGACAUCUGCUUCAAGGAAUUCUACCAAAUCCCAAUGGAAUUGGGGUAAUAGAGAUCCAGUGAUAUACUCUCACUGGGGAAGGAAAUCAACAAACGUCAACGUCCAAGGGGAGACUUGCUUGGUAGUAAACAAAACUGAAAUAGACGUCACGUGGUCAAAUUUGCCGUGUACCGAGUCUCGUCAAUAUAUUUGCGAAACCACGAAAGUUUCUUCAGUGAACAAAGCUGGAGGAACAUUGUUGGAUGUUGUUUUCGAUGAUAAGUUGGUGUAUUCUGAUGAUAGCACUUUAAUGAUCCACACCUAUUAA